This is a messenger RNA of Podospora anserina S mat+, 3987 nucleotides long. RefSeq lists its product as uncharacterized. The record is from RefSeq and is a predicted model, not a curated record. The coding region runs from base 1 to 3987 and encodes 1328 amino acids. Gene Ontology annotation, molecular function: inositol hexakisphosphate kinase activity. The transcript has 2 exons. NCBI's taxonomy places the organism in Eukaryota, Fungi, Ascomycota, Sordariomycetes, Sordariales, Podosporaceae. Gene Ontology annotation, cellular component: cytoplasm; nucleus. Gene Ontology annotation, biological process: phosphatidylinositol phosphate biosynthetic process; inositol phosphate biosynthetic process.
AUGUCCAACUCGCCCUGUCCACCCGAAAAUGCCGCACCCGCUGCUCUGGUGAGCCCCGAAAGGGCUACCGGUACCUGUUCUUCUUCUUCAUCACCACCAGCUCUUCCUCCCCCUCCUCCCCCACCGCCUGCCAUCCCUCCUGCUCCCCCUCUCCCUCCCGCCUUGUCGUCUGCGCCUCACCCCGGCCCCGACUCUAUUAAUACCGACGCACCCCCUCCUCCACCUGCACCCGGUCCGGCCCCCGGUCCUCCUCCCGCAACACAAGAAGAAGCAACAUCCUCGACGGUACCACCACCACCAGCGACACCAGCACCGCAGCACGGCACCACCCAUGCAGAUCAGAUUAAAUAUGCCCGGGGUCCUGCCGUUCUACAGAGACCACAGGGCCCCUCCCUGCUGACCCAAGCCCUCGCGACAGCCCGUGGCAUCCCUCGACAUUCCUCAUCUUCCCAUAUAGAUUCCUCCACCGCCGCCAGCCAGUCCGCUGUCGACUCCUCACACCAUCCUCCCUCGAACCGUGACGUCAAACCUCGAGAUCCCCGUCAUGGCCCGCCGCAUCACGGAGAAGGUGAUGUUCUAGCGCAGCGAGUCUCUCCCCGAAAGCCGACCAUGCCUUCAUUGACCUCUGUGGCAACCACGGUGGCGCCACCUGCUUUUGGCAGGCUGGACAUUGAUCUCGGCGAGGUCAACUCAAUGCUCAACGGCCACCGCGAGUUUCUGGCCAAGACCAAAGAUCGAGAGGGGGACUUCAAGAAUCGCCUUGGCAAUCGGGCCAACACCUUUGCUGCCGAUACACCCAGCGGCCAUGCCCUCUUCACCGACUCACCUACCGCCAUGUACGAUGGACAUGCCGACGAGAACACUGCAAUCGAAGAGCGGCCCGUCCUCAGGACUUGGAAGACGGAGCACAGGGUGUCUUUGGGGCCCGAGAAGGCCUGGUCUAUCGGGACGGGAGAGAUUGACAGUGACGGGGACAGCGGUCAGGUUGAAAAGUCUAUUACCCAGGCCUUGGCCGGACACGAGCCGAAUGCGCGCAGUCGGAAAGCCAGUCACAGCCUGCGAUUCUUCAAAGAAGGUCUCCCGGAAGAGAAAGUGAAACGGAAAGAGACCCGGCCUUCCACCCAUCGAGAGAAGACAGGGGAUAUCGCCCACGAAGGUGAAGGACUACUCAAAGAAGGCGAUGUCAACAAAACCAAGACUCGUGAUCUUGAUGACAAGACUCACACGGCCAAAGGGCCACCGCGGGCCAAGACGACCCCGGCCGGACUGCGCACGCCUGACGCAGUUGAGACAAUCGAAGAAGCCCCGGAAGAUUAUUUUGUUUCCAAGCACAUGGAAACCUCACUUCACGCCAGCCCUGUGAAGCCAGCAAAGUCGCCUUGCAAGCUUGCUGCCCAUGACCAACAACAUGUGGAGCCGACUGAGCCAUGCUCUGGCGGGUUGGAACUGCGACGGGAGUCGGAUGCCAGCACCGGAGGCGGGGAUAGUGCGGUUGAUGAGGGCGACGAGUCGGGAGAGGAAAAGAUCUCGUCGGCAGUGUUCGUCCCGCAUCAAGCGCCCCCCGAACAGCCAACAGAGCACGCCCCAGUGCCUGGUGCGCCCCCUAGGAGUGUGCCGGCACGAACCCAGUCUCGACAUGACGAUUUUCAUCCGUGGCUUGUCAAAGCUGACGAGCCAGAGUUUGACGAACACGGGGAGCCAAUAGACAGAAAACUCAAGUCUGAACCUACCCAAAGCUCUAGUGUAGCACCUGAACUAGACAUCACUCAACCUGCCGGCCCGGCGGCUGCUGUUGAAAGCAGAGAUGUAUCUGCCAAGCCGUCCCGUCCAGUCUCCCAGUAUCAUGAAGAAGCCGUCCAUGACCAUCAGCUGGAGCCCACGCAGCCAUUAGAGGCCAUUGAGCUGAUUCCAUACAAGCAUCAAGUUGGCGGCCAUACCACUCUGUGGAGGUUCUCCAAGCGAGCUGUCUGUAAGCAGCUGAACAACAGAGAAAAUGAGUUUUACGAAAAGAUUGAGCACUACCAUCGCGAUCUUCUUGCCUUCCUCCCGAGAUAUAUUGGGGUGUUGAAUGUCACAUUUCAGAAACAGUCUCGUCGCAAGUCAACCAUGAAAAGAGAUGAUCAUGCAGUGGACCGUCAUCACCCAGAUGGCGACUCGAAGGCGAACGGGACAAGCCGGACUUCUCACGAAGCUGACCCCCCCACUGAUCGCCCCAGAAUGAUCAGCCAAUCACUGCAGAACAACCAAGGCCAGAUUCCUACAGUUACGUUUGUUGACAAUCAGCAUAUUCUGCCUCGAAGUCUCCUCCAGCCCUCGUUGCCGAGUCCGCCAAGCCUGGGCGGAAGAUUUAGGAGUUCCUCGGCAUCAACACUUCCGCACAGCGAGACAGCGCCGCAAGAUGUACCCGUGACACCCACCAAGACUGCGCUGACGCGCCCCAGUCUUUCCGACCGGCAUGCCAACAGCUGGGGCGCCACCACGGUGAACAAGAGACUCCGGAAUGAGGUCUUCAAUGAUGCCUUCCUCAAGCAGCCGAUUGCGAUUCAUCGGCACCGCAAGGGACACCAGCGUCCAAUGCCGAGGCGUACCCUUCAGCAGUCACUUCGCCCGACCGGAUCAGAUCCGAGUCUGGCAGAAUCUCACGAGAAGAGGGCCCAGGCAGCCAGAGAGGCUGCUGAGCGUACACUGAGUGCAAGCUCCUUGGCGCAGACACAGAGUGAUCUCGGUCACAUUGACACAUUCUGCGACGCAGAGGGCGAGGAGGACGAGGGUGCACCCAAGGAUGUCACGGGAACUAGUGCUCCAGAGCCUGAAAUCUUCGGAGGAUCGUCGCCCGCAGCUCUUAAGAAGAAGCGCCGGUACUCUGGGACGGGCCUGCGUCGAAAGCCGGACGAUGUCCGCGACGACCGUGGCAACCUGAAGUAUUUCGAAGAGGCGGACGAGGUUGUCUACAAGGGUACCCGUGACGAGAUUGUGCCCAACCCCAAGACUCCCGUGAAAGCGAAUGCUCUCACCCCCCCAGCAGAACAACCAGUUGAGGCGACCAUCAAUGGGGGUGGCGAAGUUCAGCAUCCCAAUGCCUUUGUCUCGGCCAUCACCUCGGCUGCCACUUCAGCGCUCCCCAGUCCAACUUCCGAGUUCAAGAAGAUUCCCCGGCCUAUCAACCCCAAGGAGGCUCAAACGCAGAGCGACUCCCGCGUCGAGUACUUUUUGCUCCUGGAGGACUUGACGGCAGGCAUGAAGAGGCCUUGCAUCAUGGAUCUGAAGAUGGGCACCCGGCAGUAUGGCGUGGAUGCGAACCCCAAGAAGCAGCAAUCGCAGAAAGGCAAGUGUGCCAAGACCACAUCUCGCGAACUGGGCGUCAGGGUCUGCGGGCUUCAGGUGUGGGACGUUCAGACGCAGAGCUAUGUUUUUAGGGACAAGUACUACGGCCGGACUCUGAAGAAGGGAGGAGAGUUCCAGGGUGCACUGACACGGUUUUUGUAUGACGGUGUUGACCCGGCCAGUAUUCUUCGACAUAUUCCCACUGUUCUCCGGAAGCUGGAUGAGCUGGAGGUGAUCGUGGGCAGGUUGAAGGGGUACCGGUUCUACGCGGCGAGUCUGCUCAUGUUUUACGACGGUGACACUUCGGCGGACGCCAGCAACGGCUACGAAACCGCAGCCAUCGACGACUCAACAACUGAUUUCGCGACGGACACGGAGGAGGCCCCGAGGAGACAGAAGAAGAGCAAGCGGGAUAUCGACUUCAAGAUUGCCGACUUUGCCAACUGCAUCACGCCGUAUGAUCCGAUGGAGGACAAGGCCUGCCCACCGAGGCACCCCGGAGAGCCAGACAGAGGGUUCAUGCGGGGUUUGCACAGCUUGAGGAUGUACUUCCUCAAGAUUCAGCGAGACACGAGGGCCCAGAUGGGGUUGGUGUCGUCAGGAAAUGGGGAAGCGAUGGGAUAUCCGGAGGAUUACGAUGAUGAGGGGUCCGUUAGUGAGUGA